Striga asiatica is the source of this 2451-nucleotide messenger RNA. The record is from the annotation of a GenBank genome assembly. NCBI's taxonomy places the organism in Eukaryota, Viridiplantae, Streptophyta, Magnoliopsida, Lamiales, Orobanchaceae.
GCACGGGCCACGCACUAGUUAGUUUUAUUAAGAGCCAUUAUUAACAUGUUUUAGGUUACAUUUUAAAACAAUAUGGUGAAGAAAAAGAAAGGGAAAGCGUGGACGCUUAGAAUGAGUGAAUGGCAGAAGAAAGGAUCGUCCUCUUCACUUGGUUUCCGUUAAUAUCCCCCAGUCGGUGACAAAAAAGACACCUCAUCCUCAUCUCCUUUUGGACCGAUCGUAUAACUAUAUCAGAAUUUUCUUCUUUCACCUUCAUUUGCAGCAUAUACCAAUUUUAGUCACAGAAAAACUCUUAAAUAAAUUAUGGCGGCACCUGAUCAGGAAGCAAUCGCCACUUUCAUGAACAUCACCGGCGUCGAUGAGGCCGACACCGUGCGGAGACUUGAGGAUCAUCAUGGCAAUUUGAAUGCAGCUGUGAAUGCUUAUUUCAGUGAAGGGGAUAGAAACCUAACUCAAGAGGCAUCUUUAGCUGCUCCUCUAGAUGAUAUGGACAUAGAUGAUUCAAUACCACUUGAGUCCCACAGACCUCCUGCCUCAUCACUCCCCCUUGCCAGAGAUUUGAAUCCUUUCUCUCUCCUUGAUCCGAACUUCACCAGAAAUAUAUUUGACAUUGGUAGCGCUCCAGCUCCAUCACCUUUUGUCUCACACCCAAGAGAGGUAAAGGAGAUCCCAAUUGAGGUGAAAGAUGGGAUUGGAGCAUCAAGUCAAUCUGGUGGUGCUCUCAAGAUUGAAGAUGUAACUGAAACUGCACGUGAACAUGGCCCUGAAAUUCGUGAAACAGCCAUAAUUGAUGAUAAAAAUGACGAAAAAAGUUCACCGAAUUCACCAAUCACACAAGCUGUUGGACCAAGUGCUCCCACUAUUGUGGAUGUGCCCGACUACGGAAAUGAGAUAGAAGAAGAAAUGAUACGAGCUGCUAUUGAGGCUUCGAAACAGGAUGCUUCAGUGCCAAAUCAACUAGUUGGCGAUCAUCUUGAUGCCCAGUAUCCCUCUUCUCAGCCUGGAGGACAGUCCCACCAAGAAGAUGCUGACCUUGCACAUGCAGUUUCAUUGUCAUUACAGACUGCAGAGCGGGAAAAAGCGCUUAGGGAACAGGAAGGAAAUAUUGGAACCUCAGAAGUAGGUCAGAUAUCAAGUACUUCCCCUGAGGAGUGGGGUAGAAUACUUUCCAAUGGACGGCAAUCUCAGUUGGAGCAUGGAGGCACAUCCCUCCAAGAUGAAGCUGAUGAUGUAGAAGAGCUGCCACUGGUUAGGCAUAGGAGAAGACGCGUGUCUUCAGGUCUUAUUGACACUGCAAAUAAUAUUGAAGAAGAUGAGGUCAGCCCGCCUUCAAGUCCUCCACAGCAUGAUCAUGUUCAUGAUCCGCAGCAUGAUAGAAGUGAAUUCCCCUCUGAGGUGUGGGGUGGCAUCUCUUCAGAGGAACAUGAUGAAGCUGUAAUGCUUGAGGCUGCAAUUAUGGGAAUUUCGUAUGAACCUCAUCAGCUGAUGAGAAAUGGUUUAGGUACUGCAGUGGAUCCCUAUCCUUGGCGUAUGCCUCGUCCUCCAUCACCUUCACUUGCUGCUCAGCGACUCAUACGAGAACAACAGGACGAUGAGUAUCUUGCUGCUUUACAAGCUGACAGAGAAAAAGAACUGAAGGCUAAGGAAGAAGCUGAAGCUGCUCUGGCAGAAGAGAAACGCAAAGAGGAUGAAUUGCGCAGAAAACAGCUAGAGGAAGAGGAAGUUGAGAGACAACUAGCAGCGAAGGAAGCUUCUCUUCCACAAGAGCCAACAGCAGAGGAUGAGAAUGCUGUUACACUCCUUGUGCGCAUGCCAGAUGGAACUAGGAGAGGACGCCGAUUUCUGAAGUCAGACAAGCUACAGUUUCUGUUCGACUUCAUCGAUGUUGGCAGAGUGGUUAAAUCUGGCAGUUACAGAUUGGUGAGGCCAUAUCCUCGGCAUGCAUUCAGUGACGGAGAGAGUACUUCGUCUCUGCAUGACUUGGGUCUAACCAGCAAACAAGAAGCCUUGUAUCUGGAGUUGAUCUAGCCUUUUAUGCUUAUAUUGUAAAGUUUCUGAAGAUGCAGGCAACACUCUUUUAACUGCAACUAUCAUGAGUGGAGAUGCCGAAUUCUUGGUCUGGUUUAUUGCGUUUGGUUGGAUGACAUUCAUUAUUUGGUCGGGAAAAAAUAAUAUUAUUUCUCAGAUAUAUGAUGAUUCUCGAGUAUGAUUUAUAUGGCGAACACAUGAAUUAGACCCGGAAAACAGUUUGAAAGGUUGGCCGAUUGAGACGAUUCUUGGGUACGUGUUUUCGUGAAAAGCUUUGGAACUAACGGAAUUAUAUAUAUGCCUGAUACUGAAAAUUGAUCAACUUGAUCAACUGUGACAUUUCAGAUCAUUUUUAGCUCAUGGAGUGAAUAUGGUACAGUACUUUAUAAUUCUAUGCUUGAUUGAGUACAUAACAUGUGCGGA